Penicillium crustosum is the source of this 900-nucleotide messenger RNA. RefSeq lists its product as uncharacterized. Gene Ontology annotation, molecular function: transmembrane transporter activity. Gene Ontology annotation, biological process: transmembrane transport. Gene Ontology annotation, cellular component: membrane. The coding region runs from base 1 to 900 and encodes 299 amino acids. NCBI's taxonomy places the organism in Eukaryota, Fungi, Ascomycota, Eurotiomycetes, Eurotiales, Aspergillaceae. The record is from RefSeq and is a predicted model, not a curated record. The transcript has 2 exons.
AUGCCGAGCAAGAAUGGUGCAGGAUAUGCGUCAAAUGACUUCGUGUGGAAAGACUGGAACAACAUCACUGGCUAUCCAGACGGAUUCACAUUCAUCGCAGGCAUGUUGAACGGGGCAUUCGCAAUCGGUGCUAUUGACUGUGUCACCCACAUCGCAGAAGAGAUUCCUGAUGCGAGACGGAAUAUUCCAAGAGCACUUGCUUGCCAAGUGACCAUCGGCUUUGCGACUGGCUUUUGUUAUUUAGUCUCGAUGUUCUAUGCUGUCACCGACCUGCCGCUUAUUGUGAACGCCGGUUCGAUCUCUCCCCUUGGUGAUAUAUAUUUGCAAGCAACUGGCUCCCGAGCAGGUGCAGUGGGUCUUCUUACACUCACAAUCGCGCCCAUUUUCUGUGCAACAAUUGGAUGCUAUAUUACCACAGGAAGGACAUUCUAUGUCCUGGGUCGUGAUGAUGCGACACCGUUUUCCAAAUACAUCGGGGCCAUCAGUCCGACAUGGCAUAGUCCAUUGUAUGCAACCUUGGCAUGCGGUGUGUUUUUGACAUGCGUCGGAGCGAUCUAUGUGGGAUCCUAUACUGCCUUCGAGGCUUUUAUCGGCUCAUUUGUGCUACUGACGACGGCCUCUUACUUCCUCGCUAUAUUCCCACAUUUAAUCACUAGACGCAAGUACAUCCGCCCUGGUCCAUUUUGGAUGGGGAAGCUUGGUCCUGUGGUCAAUACCGUCGCAUGCAUGUAUAUUGCUGUCUCAUUCGUGAUUUACUGCUUCCCAUAUACCCUGCCGACAUCUCCGGAAGAUAUGAACUACACCAGUGUGAUCACAUGUGGAUUGGCUGUGUUAGUGGCGCUGUGGUGGGUAUUGCACGGAAGGGGUAACUUUGCGGGACCACAGGUGGACUUGCACUGA